UACAUGCGUGUACAUGUGUGUAUGUAUACAUGUGUGUAUAUACUGUAUAUAUGGAGACACUCACCGGUCGUGUUUAUGUGGAUCUCAACCACUUUUACUCACCGGUAACUCUUUCUUUCUCCCUCACAGGGUCAACCUGGCCCAACUGAAGGAUGCCUACACCAAGCUGUUUGAAGACUACAAUGAACUCAAAGAGGAUAAGAAGAAGAGAGAGUCUCUGCUGGUGCAGAAGGAGGUGGUGGAUGAGCUGCAGGAACGUCUGAGUGCCGCUGAAGAGGCCCUGGCUGCUAAACAGAACCACAUCGAUCGAAUGAAGCAGGAGAUCUUCAGCAAGGAGGAGGAGCUGCAGACAAUAUCUGUGUUCCAGGCUCAGGCGGAGGUCUAUUCCUCAGACUUCUACGCCGAGCGAGCAGCGAGGGAGAAACUCCACGAAGAGAGGGAGCGUCUGGCUGCUCAGCUGGAGUACGUAAAGAAGCAGAACAACCAGCUGCAGGAGGAGCUGGACUCGCUGGGCAGGCAUUCGCUGACCGAGAUGCAGAAGAGACACGUGGCACAGGGAGGAAAUCCACACGGAGCCGCCGCUAGUCUGGUCGGAAGAGGUACUGACUGGCAGCAUCAAGGGAAUAUUCCCGAACACGCCUGUCCCAAGUGCAAUGAGAUCCUGCCGGACCUGGACUCCCUGCAGAUCCACAUCAUGGACUGCAUCAACUAGACCUCCACCAUUGCAAGCAUCCACGACAACAGCGGCUCCAUUAGCACCUCAAUCUUCCAAGAGUCUUCCUCUGCUUUUACCCACAGCUCCUCUCAACACCAUAGUUCCACCAUAAACUCUGUAACAUUCACUAUAGGAAGGGACGACUUCACUUUUUGGUAGAUUUUAUGCCAAAAGGAUUGUAAAACUGUAUUUAGGGUUCCUCUGAAAAGAAUUGCUCCUCUCUAAUUUGUUAAAUGUGAGAAUUCCUUAUAAAGAUUUGAAAUAGAACAAAGUAUUGUCGGAUAUAUAUUGAAGGUUGUGGGCUCAUGUCAAGUCUGGAAAAGAACUGCACGAACCCUUUGAUAAGAUUUUAAUUUGGCGCUGUCUGCCUGUCAUGCACACAUUCAAUUAGUUCAGCCUUUACAAGUUGUAUUUGGUUGUGUUGCUAAAGGAGAUGCAUAUAUAUAUAUAUAUAUAUAUUUUAAAUCUCUUUUGAAAUCAAAUUCAAUCUAUAUUCUUUGCUUGGGAAAGAUGUUUCAGCUCAUCACUGGGUUGUUGGCGUACGCACCAAUGUAGGCACUUUAAUAUGAAUAUAUAUAUUUUAUUCAGAAGAUACCUGGUAAUUUGAUUGUAAUAUAUGUAACUUGUUAGUUAAUCUGUCACUAAAGCCCCAGCCUUUGUAAGUCUAUGUGCAGGAGGUUCCAACACCCUACACAUUCUGUAGUCUGUAGAUUAUAUAGAGUUUCAGAUUCCAUGUUGUUCUUCUGUGAGUGAAAAUAAAAUCUGCAAAUUUC
Anarrhichthys ocellatus (wolf-eel) is the source of this 1488-nucleotide messenger RNA. Its product is annotated as optineurin-like. Bases 14 to 712 code for a protein of 232 amino acids. Gene Ontology annotation, molecular function: K63-linked polyubiquitin modification-dependent protein binding. Gene Ontology annotation, biological process: Golgi ribbon formation; regulation of canonical NF-kappaB signal transduction; protein localization to Golgi apparatus. The transcript is spliced from 5 exons. Gene Ontology annotation, cellular component: Golgi apparatus; nucleus; cytoplasm. The record is from RefSeq and is a predicted model, not a curated record. NCBI's taxonomy places the organism in Eukaryota, Metazoa, Chordata, Actinopteri, Perciformes, Anarhichadidae.